Molecule: messenger RNA, 768 nt
Organism: Schizophyllum commune H4-8
Lineage: Eukaryota; Fungi; Basidiomycota; Agaricomycetes; Agaricales; Schizophyllaceae
Exons: 2
Coding region: 1-768 (255 amino acids)
Molecular function (GO): metal ion binding
Source: RefSeq, a predicted model, not a curated record
AUGACAAGCAGGAACCGCGAACCUCGCUCACGCGCUGCAUCUCUUGUCCGCGCCGCGCGUUCUGCCACCAGCUCUCGUUCCCGCUCUCGUGCAUCUACUCCAGGCUCUCUUGACCUCACUGAUAGUACGUCCGCGGCUGGAUCUACGUCUGGAGACAGGAAGCGAAAGCAUAGAUCGGCCAGCCUUCCAAGGCAAUCCAAACGAUCACGCAGGAUUGCUGCCAUACAGGCCGCGCCUGACGAACUCGAAGCCGGUCCAUCUUCGGCGGGAAAGACGCAGGCUGAAGCUGGUCUUUCUGGCGAGGGCCCCGAAGAAGUUGGCUUUGACCUGACAGUCGCCGACGUGCCGGAGCAGUACGCCGACGUCGAGACAUUGCCCGACAUAGGGCUGGGGGUCGUUGACAGGGCCCCCUCUCCUUCUACCAACGCGAAGGGGAAACAGCGCGCCGCCACGCGCACACCGACACCCGAGACCAAAGCGGAGCCCGCUGAGCCCGCGCCACCGCCCAAGCAGACGCCCCUCGCCGAAUAUACUUGCCCAAUAUGCUUCUUCGCGCCGACGAAUGCGACUCUGACUCCCUGCGGCCAUAUCUGCUGUGGGAGCUGUCUGUUUACGGCCGUCAAGACCGCGAUGUUGCGUGCGGCGCAUACGCCGGAAGGAUUGGAGGCAAAGUGCCCCGUCUGCCGUGCCACAAUCCCAGGCUGGGAUGGUCGUGGUGGAGGCGUGAUCGGUCUCAAGUUACGGUCGAAGGUCACUAUAAGUCUCUAA